Messenger RNA from Tetrahymena thermophila SB210, 615 nucleotides. RefSeq names its product oxalate/formate antiporter protein. Gene Ontology annotation, molecular function: small GTPase binding; GTPase activator activity. The record is from RefSeq and is a predicted model, not a curated record. Gene Ontology annotation, cellular component: cytosol; perinuclear region of cytoplasm; nucleus. The transcript is spliced from 8 exons. Gene Ontology annotation, biological process: nucleocytoplasmic transport; activation of GTPase activity. NCBI's taxonomy places the organism in Eukaryota, Ciliophora, Oligohymenophorea, Hymenostomatida, Tetrahymenidae.
AUGUUUUAAUAGAUUAAUAAAUACAACAAAUUAGAAGAAUUUUUAAACUCUUCACUUUAAUCUCAUUAGGUUCUCCAUAUUAAUCUGAAUUCUAAUUAAAUUGGUGAUAUCAGUGCAUCAGACUUAGGUUCUGCUUUAUAAAAUUGCACGAAUCUCUCUUAUUUGACACUUCAUCUUAGUUCUAAUUAAAUUGGUGCAAUCGGUGCAUCAGGCUUAGGUUCUGCUUUAGCAAAUUGUAAAAAUCUCUCAAAUUUGACACUUGGUCUCCACUCCAAUUAAAUUGGUGCAAUCGGUGCAUCAGGAUUAGGUUCUGGUUUAGCAAAUUGCACUAAUCUCUCAAAUUUGACACUUUAUCUUUAUUAGAAUGAAAUUGGUGAUUAAGGUGUAUCAGGCUUAGGUUAUGCUUUAGCAAAUAGCAUUAGUCUCUCAAAUUUGACACUUGAUCUUUAUGGGAAUAAAAUUGGUGCAAUCGGUGCAUCAUGCUUAGGUUCUUCUUUAGCAAAUUGCACUAAUCUCUCAAAUUUGACACUUGGUCUUGAUGGGAAUAAAAUUGGCGCAAUUGGUGCAUCAGGCUUAGGUUCUGCUUUAUCAAAUUGCACUAAUCUCUCAAAUUGA